This is a messenger RNA of Tarenaya hassleriana, 1617 nucleotides long. Its product is annotated as ATPase family AAA domain-containing protein 1-like. The coding region runs from base 189 to 1244 and encodes 351 amino acids. The transcript has 5 exons. Lineage: Eukaryota; Viridiplantae; Streptophyta; Magnoliopsida; Brassicales; Cleomaceae. Gene Ontology annotation, molecular function: ATP hydrolysis activity; ATP binding. Gene Ontology annotation, cellular component: mitochondrial outer membrane. The record is from RefSeq and is a predicted model, not a curated record.
UCCAACGGAAGAACUUUCUUCUUUCCUCGAUCCACACGCUCUCUUCCGUUUCGUUUGUCCACCAGAACUCCGGCAAUUCGGCGACACCGUCUCGUAUUCGCAUCUCUUGUCUGUUGUCUCUGAGCCCUGAUUUCUGAGAUUUUCUCCGAGAGUUGAGGGUUUCUGUCUGAAUUCUUGCCAGGUUGUGGAUGGGAAGAAGAACGGGGAGUUCCUCUUCGGAGACCAAGUUCUUACAAGAGCUGAUACUGUACGCGGCGAGCGCGGCGGUAAGCUGCUUGAUUCUCUUCGCGGGUCUCCGACAUCUCGACCCGAACCGUGACUCGGCCAAAAAGGCGCUCGAGCACAAGAAGGAAAUCGCGAAGCGUCUGGGUCGUCCUCUUAUCAAGACCAAUCCUUACGAGGAUAUAAUAGCAUGUGAUGUUAUAAAUCCAGACCACAUUGAUGUGGAGUUUGAUUCUAUUGGAGGCUUGGAAAACAUCAAGCAGGCUCUGUAUGAGCUUGUGAUUCUACCUCUGAGGAGACCUGAGCUGUUUUCUCAUGGAAAGCUGCUUGGCCCUCAAAAGGGUGUCUUGCUAUAUGGUCCUCCUGGAACCGGAAAGACGAUACUUGCUAAGGCUAUUGCAAAAGAAUCCGGAGCCAUUUUCAUUAAUGUUAGAGUUUCAAAUCUGAUGAGCAAGUGGUUUGGAGAUGCUCAGAAGCUUGUGGCUGCUGUAUUUAGCCUGGCAUACAAACUCCAACCUGCUAUUAUAUUUAUUGACGAGGUUGACAGCUUUCUUGGUCAGCGUAGAUCAACCGAUCAUGAAGCAAUGGCAAGCAUGAAGACUGAGUUUAUGGCUUUGUGGGAUGGAUUUACCACAGACCAGAAUGCAAGGGUGAUGGUUCUUGCUGCAACCAACAGGCCAUCAGAACUUGACGAAGCAAUACUGAGGCGUUUUUCUCAAGCCUUUGAAAUCGGGAUGCCUGACUGCCGGGAGAGAGCUGAAAUUCUGAAAGUGACCCUGAAAGGGGAGAGGGUGGAACCCGAUAUCGAUUAUGAUCAUGUAGCUGGAUUAUGCAAAGGCUAUACCGGAUCAGAUAUAUUCGAACUUUGUAAGAAAGCAGCUUACUUCCCCAUCAGAGAACUCCUAGAUGAGGAGAAAAACGGGAGGAAACGUUACUCGGUUAGUGUUCCACGGCCAUUGUCACAGUUGGACUUGGAAAGGGCUCUCGCUGCAUCAAAGAAGAUACAGGUUGCAGCAGGCUGAAUGCUCUGGAUUGAGCUGGCAAGAUUCAGUAUGGAGAAGCUAAAGGGAUCCAGACAAUGUCCAAACGGCCAUAACCGGUCUUUCCAAGCUUCUAGUUUGAGGUCAUUAAACUUCAGUCAGAUUCUCAAGACUCGUCGAUGGACUCGAAGAAGAACCCAGAUGAAUUUUGUGUAGCUAAGCACGAAAGGAUGAAUCUUUUGUAGGGUUCUGAUGUCGGAACGAAUAGGGCAUUGCCUUGACGCCCACGUUUUUCUUGUUCUUUGAUUCUUUUGGUUGUCAUAGAAAUCAAAUGAUACAAACUUUACACUGUUCUGCUUUGCUGAAUCUCCAAUUCAUUUGAGCAAUGUUCUAAUUCUAACUUCUGCUUCAGUUA